AUAUUUAUUUUCAUCAAAAAAAAUGUGUGCUUGAUAAAAAUUCAUACAAUAAUUGUAGUAAACCGACUUAUUUGUAUUUAUAAAUAAUAGGAUCUCCUAUUGCCUUUACUUGGUUUAAAACAUACCUUAAAAAGUCUCCUAGUGUUGUAACUUGUUACCUCGGAAAAAAUGGCAAUAGCAAAGACUUGGUUUACCAAUAUUCAUAUUGCUUUGCCUCACCUCAUAACACAUAACGCAAACCAUCUUAAUACCCAAAAGCCUAAAGUUGAGAAUGAUAAGAGAAUGGAAGAUUUUCGUGUGCCUUUGCAUUAUCCCAGGUAUAGGAAGGAAGAUUAUGCCCAGAUGGAGGAAUGGAUGUUGGAUAACUUACUAAGGCAAUAUGGGCUUGAUGUUCAUGUCAAGGGUAGUCUCGAUGAGAAACGGAAGUAUGCUAUGGGAGCCUUUUUGUGGCCCGAUCAACUUUAAUUUUUAUUUUUUGAUUGUGCAAAUUAUUGCUUGUAUUCGAGUUGGUACAUCUAAAUUUUGUUUGAUCAUUUUAUAAGCAAUAAAUAAAUUAAAAAUGUAUUUAGAUGAACAUAAUUUAGAUUCCGUAUGUUCUUAAGUUGUAAUUUAGUACGUAGUUGUACUUUGUAUCUUAUUAUAGUUAAAUUAAGGAUAAAUCAAUUAGACAUUUGGUAAAUAA
This is a messenger RNA of Amaranthus tricolor (Joseph's coat), 682 nucleotides long. RefSeq lists its product as uncharacterized. Lineage: Eukaryota; Viridiplantae; Streptophyta; Magnoliopsida; Caryophyllales; Amaranthaceae. The record is from RefSeq and is a predicted model, not a curated record. The coding region runs from base 169 to 465 and encodes 98 amino acids. The transcript has a single exon.